Cokeromyces recurvatus is the source of this 1570-nucleotide messenger RNA. RefSeq lists its product as uncharacterized. The coding region runs from base 128 to 1429 and encodes 433 amino acids. The record is from RefSeq and is a predicted model, not a curated record. Gene Ontology annotation, biological process: signal transduction. The transcript has 3 exons. Gene Ontology annotation, molecular function: 3',5'-cyclic-nucleotide phosphodiesterase activity. Lineage: Eukaryota; Fungi; Mucoromycota; Mucoromycetes; Mucorales; Mucoraceae.
UUUUUUUUUUCAUACAUGUAUAUUUUUAUUUAUAAAUAAAUUGUCCCUUUUUUUUUUUUUCUUCUUUCUUUAACCUUCUUUCCUUCCUUCCUUUCUUUCUUUACAUAUAGACUUUUUUUGUACAUACAUGUUUGAAUUAAACUUUAAUAAAGAUAAACUAACACAAGAACAAUUAAAAGAAAUAGAAAAGAAUUUUAAACAAAGUUUGAACACAAUAAAAGAAAAGAUAACACUAGAAUUUAACGUGUUGUUAUUAAAAAGUCGCACAGACCUUUUCGCUCAUGUUUUAAGUCUAUUUGUUCAAUGUGAUGUACAUAAAGUGCUCCAAGUUACUAUUUCCCAACUAUUAGAUUUCUUGAUCGAUGUUGCAUCUAAUUAUACAGAAGCACCUUAUCAUAACUUUUAUCACGCUGUUGAUAUAGUCACUGUCUUGUAUUAUUUUUAUCAUCAUCUCCAAGCAGAUCAUUAUUUAACCGAUGUAGAUAAAGUAUUUUUAAUGAUUGCUGCUAUAUGUCAUGAUAUAGGCCAUCCCGGAUUCGGUAAUUCUUUUCAAGUCAAUACAAAUACUGAAUUAGCUAAACGCUACGGACACACAUCUACACUUGAAACAUAUUCUGUAGAAUUAACAAAAGAAUUAAUAGAGAAACAUAAAUUUAAUGCAUAUCAUUUAGAAAUGAAUCAAAUGAUUGAAAAAUUUAUUUUAUCAACCGACAUGAUCUAUCACACAAAAUUAACUCAACAAAUGAAUCAACUCACUACAAAUUUAACAUCCAUUAUCAAUCGAAAAAGAAAGCUUGACUCUAUAGAACCCAUCUCUACUUUAGUAAACAAAGAAGAUAGACAAAGCUUAUGUUGUAUUUUAUUACAUGCUGCUGAUAUUAGUAACAUGGCACGGCCUUAUGCUGUCUCUCAGCAAUGGUCAAAUCAGAUUGUGAAAGAAUUUUAUUCUCAGGGAGACGAAGAAAAGAAGAGAAAAAUGAAGAUUUCACCAGGAAUGGAUCGUGAAUCAUGUUCUCAAAGAUCUAUUAGUUUAAAAUUCCAAGAAACCAUCCUUCCAUACUUUAAAUCCUUAGUCUCCUUAUUACCCAAAUCUCAACUCUUGGUGACUUGUCUUGAAGAAAAUCGUACCUAUUGGGAGUCUAAUACAAUUGAAUCUAUUCAUCAUUCCACCAACAAUACCACUCUUCUUUCUCCUCCUCCUUCUUCUUCUUUAUCCACCACCAUCAACACAGCCACAAUUGUUACUUAUAAACGAAUUAGAUUACGAUAUAGAAGUCAAAGUUACCCCACUGUAUUAUACAAUAAGCAUUUUAUUAUAGAAAAGACCAAUUUACUUCCUUUAGUUCAUUUUAAAUCCUCUUUAUUACAUGAUACAACAAUGAAAAAUAAUGUAGAAUCUAUUGUACUUUAUCACCCAUAUGAUAUAUAAUAAAAUUAAUUUUAUUUAUUACAACGUAAAACAGAGCAAAUUUUUUAUUAUUUAUUACUUAAAUCAACGUCAAUAAUAAUAAUAAUAAAAGAAAAGAAAAGUUUUCUAAUCGUAACUUUCUUUUAUUAAAAAAAAAAAAAA